GGGAGCGGGCGCGGCGUCAAGUGCAGCUCGGACUCACGGACCUGGCCCAUUUACAUUUCAUUCGCAGCUUUUGAAAUUCAGUUUCAAGUGUGAUCCUCCUAGCUCACCCUCCCUUGUAACUCAGACUACAGUUUCUUCCAUCUGCAUCCAGUUGUCCUCAGCAUGGAGGAGCAGAACAACUCUGCUGGGAAGGAGCUUCAACACAGGACACGAGCAGAAGUUCCAGGAAAGAAAAUCUGGCACUCACAGGCCUACACCCUUGGGGCCAUUUCCAACUUUAUGUCUACUUUUCUGACCUUUCCUAUCUAUAAGGUUGUGUUCCGGCAGCAGAUCCAUGCUAUGGCAGUGUCAGAGGCUGUGAGACAGCUUUGGCAUGAAGGCCCUCAGUACUUCUACCGGGGCAUCUACCCCCCUCUUCUCUCCAAGACCCUGCAAGGGACUCUGUUGUUUGGUACUUACGAUAGUCUGCUGUGCUUUCUCUCCCCUGUGGGACCACACUCCCUCGGACAGCGCUGGACUGCAGGGCUCAUGUCUGGUGUGGUAGAAGCUGUGGCACUCAGCCCCUUUGAAAGGGUACAAAAUGUGCUUCAGGAUGCUCGCAAGCAAGCUUGCUUCCCUAGCACCUCCAGCAUUCUCAAGGAAUUCAAUUCAUAUGGGCUUUGGGGGCGGCUGUCACUGGGCUAUUAUCGUGGUUUCUGGCCGGUCCUUGUCAGAAACAGCCUCGGAAGUGCUCUCUAUUUCUCCUUCAAGGAUCCUAUCCAGGAUGUGUUGACAAGGCAAGGCCUGCCCCAUUGGGUUCCUGCUUUGGUGUCUGGUAGUGUCAAUGGAACGAUCACCUGCCUGGUUCUGUAUCCUCUGAUUGUGCUGGUUGCCAAUAUGCAGUCUCAUAUUGGCUGGCAGAGAAUGCCAAGCCUGUGGGCCUCUGCACAAGAUGUGUGGGACACUCGAGGUCGAAAGAUACUCCUGAUUUAUAGAGGAGGAUCACUGAUCAUUCUCAGGUCCAGUGUGACCUGGGGGCUUACUACUGCUAUUCAUGACUUCUUGCAGAGAAAGGCUCACACCAAGAAAGAGAUGAAAGACUGACUAAAUGAAGUGUGACCAUGGCAUCUUUGUUCUAAGUCUUCACUCACUGGCUGUGUAUAGUAUAUUUCUUUGGCUCGGUUCCCUAAUACAACCGUUACUUAGUAUCUAUAAUCUGUUGCUGCAUGGGAGAAGCUCCUAACUUUUCACCUGUUAGUCACAGACAAAGCCUAGCAGAUUCCUUUAGUCAAAGAAGGAACAGCUCCCUAGUCUAUACUCAGCUUCAGUAGCCUCAGAACCUGGAGCCUUUAAAUAAGCUGUAGCCCAGAUUAAAUAUAAUUCCUUUAAGGAUUUUUUUUUUUUUUUUUUUUUUUUUUUUUAGUAAGCGGAUAUUUUUAAAGAAGACCCUACUUGGGUACUGUGAGUCUGAGAUCUUUCUACAUGUCCUUCUGACCAAACCAAGUGGAACUCCAAUUUCAAUGAACUUGUAGUAGACUUGGAGGAAAACUUGAGAGAUGCCUAUAUUUUCCUGACAUUGCUCACUGCCUCUACCACAGCCACUCUUACUUCAAGCCAUGGGUUCCACUUUCGGGGUACCUGCUCUGAUUACAAACCCUAGAUUAGGUUCACGUCAACCAUCUGGUACCACAGGAACUGAUGAUGAUGAUGGAGAUGGGAAUGAGGAGAUUUGGUGCCUGGAUAGAACGAAUAAAGGCUUUGAAGUAAGAGAUUAAAUUAAUUUAAUCACAUGCCAAAUAGAGAAAAAUAUUAUUGUAGAUGGUUUGUUGUUAUCUGUUAGAACUAUUUUUUUAUAGAUAGUAAAGUGAUUAUGUUGCCUGCAAACCAUUUAAGUUUCCAUAAGAAAUCAGGAACUAACAUGACCAUAUCUCUUCACAAUUAACUGCUAAUUUUGUUGAUGUGGACAACUAUAUAGUAACCACAGCAUAAUGAUCUUAGCCUGUCAUUCAGAGCCAUUGCCAAUAUGGACCCCAUAUAACUUUCUGCAUAUUGUGGACUGCAUAGGCUAGCCAAAUGCAGUGCUUUUCUCUCCCCAGACAUUCCAAGAUCUCACCCAUGGCCAUACUCUGGCCCACACUGUCUCUCUACAGGAACUGCCCUCCCCACACACUAAAAGGCCUCCAAUUUCCAAAAGUCCAGCUCCAUUGCUACUGUCUGUACGGAGCCCCUUCUCUAUAUUCCCCCACCUGAAUGUGACAUAAGUUUUGUGAUACCCCUUCCAGCAGUUCAUCAACAUGCACUGAUUCCAUUAUGUCACUGAUCCCAUGUGGCCCCAUGUUCCUGCUGUUCUUCAAUACCUCCUACUAGACUGUAAACUUCUUGAAAGCAGGGAUUCUUGUAUGCAUUUUUAAAUCCUCCAUUGUGCCUCGGUGCUCAAUAAAGUUGGUGAAUUAUUGCAUUGAUUAUCAAGCUGUGAUAUGGUCUAUAUCCUCAGGGUGCUAUCCCUAUUACAUGAAGAUAAUGUUACUGACUCAUUGUCAACAAGACACAUGCCUUUGGGAUGUGUUUGUUUUCUUUUAAUAGUGGAUUUAGUUUUGUGCUAAUGAUGAUGCCAAUGAUAACAGUAACAAUAAUAAUAAAAUUAUGUUCAACCAGAA
This is a messenger RNA of Peromyscus maniculatus bairdii (prairie deer mouse), 2636 nucleotides long. The record is from RefSeq and is a predicted model, not a curated record. NCBI's taxonomy places the organism in Eukaryota, Metazoa, Chordata, Mammalia, Rodentia, Cricetidae.